GUGGCUGCAGUCGGGAUUACGUGUUUAACCCGCGAUCGACAAGUCGAGAGUCGGACUCUUCCGUUUCACCUGCUUUAUGGUCACAAACUCUGGAUCGACCUGAGUGAGGGGCAUCUCUCAGGACCGAGCGCGUCUGGAGUCAUCAGCUGAGAAUGAGUGAGAAGGCAGCUGGGACACAAACGCUCAGCGAACUGGUCGGCGCGCAGAUGAAAGAGGAUGAGGACGAGGAUGAAGAGGGGCAAGAGACAGAGGACGGCGAGCCCAAACUGUGUGCGGUGUGUGGCGACCUGGCCAAGGGUUACCACUUCAACGCCCUGACAUGUGAAGGCUGCAAAGGCUUCUUCAGACUAAGACGUUCCAUAAAGAGGUCAUCACAGCUCCACUGCUCGUUCCGGAACAAAUGCAUCAUAACGAAAAACAACCGGCGGUCRUGUCAAGCCUGUCGCUUACAGAAGUGCCAGGCCAUCGGCAUGCGCAAAGACAUGGUCAUGUCUGAGGAGGACGUCUUGAAGAGGAGAAUCAGGAUAAAGAAGAGAAAGAUGCACAAAGAAGUCGCGCAGCUUUCAUCCCAACAAGAAAAGAUCAUCCAGGAGCUUCUCUCCAACCACCGCAGCACGUUUGACUCAGCGUUUUCCCGCUUCACUGGCUUCAGGCCCAUGGACAGAGAGGUCCUGACAGAGCCCGAGCACAGCCGGUCGGAUCCCCAGCCGAGCUGCCCGACAAAGACCUGCGCCUCACAUGACCCCGCAUCGUCCUCGCACGUCUGCUCCGUCGCGUCCUCGUCCUCGGCUUGCUUCUCCGGCUCCGCUGCCAAACAAGAGGCGUGCCGAAGUGACAGAAACCCCUCCAUUUACACGGCUCUGCCUCACAUGGCCGACCUCACAACCUACAUGAUCCACGACAUCAUCCGGUUUUCCAAGAGUCUUCAGAACUUCAGGUCCCUAACCAUCGAGGACCAGAUCUCGCUGCUGAAGGGCGCCACAUUUGAAAUAAUGCAGAUCCGCUUCAACAUGGUGUUCAACGUAGCAACGAGCAACUGGGACUGUGGCCACAUUUCUUACUGCAUCCAUGAUGCUGUGCGAGCCGGUUUCCAGCCCCUCCUGCUUGAUCCAAUGUUCAAGUUUCACCACGCGCUACGCAAACUGGAUCUGCAGGAGGAAGAGUACGCUCUCAUACAGGCCAUGUCCUUGUUUUCUCCAGAUCGUCCAGGAGUGAAGCAACACGGUGCGAUCGACAGAGUCCACGAAGACUUGGCGCUCACACUCAAAGCGUGGAUCGACUGCAAGAGGACGGGCGCCAAAAAGCAUCUGCUGUACCCCAAAGUGAUAUCCUGCCUGACGGAGCUGAGGACAAUGACAGAGGAGUACAGCAAGCAGGUUCUGCAGAUCCAGGACGUCCAGCCUGACACAAUCCAUCCUCUCAUAAUGGAGGUGGUCAGCAAAACCUCCUGUAAUAACGUUUAAAGUGGGCCUACUCUGCCUCAAGCACUCUGAGAUCUCUGCUGUUCACAAUAGACCUGAACGUGAAUGUGACCACUGCCAAAUGAAGCUAAGUCAUGAUGAAAUCCAAUUACUUCUUUUUACAAACCUAUGCAGUGGCUUUAGUUUUUGUUGCUUUACAGCAGUGAGAUCGUUUUGCUGCUUUGUAUUAAAUGUUGUGAGCUUUGAUGUUUACUGCAAAGAAUUGUAAGACUGCAAAGUAAAGAUUCACUCAGGAAGUGUAGGGAAGCUUGGCUGCCAAGUGUUUCUAACAUUUUUUUAAAAUUGUUACCUCAGUGCUAAAGCAUUUUUAUGUGUCUGUGUUUAUUGUAAAUAAGUGAAUAAAGGUGCGUUUCAAAUUGA
Messenger RNA from Austrofundulus limnaeus, 1841 nucleotides. RefSeq names its product nuclear receptor subfamily 1, group I, member 2 (gene nr1i2). Gene Ontology annotation, molecular function: RNA polymerase II cis-regulatory region sequence-specific DNA binding; zinc ion binding; nuclear receptor activity. NCBI's taxonomy places the organism in Eukaryota, Metazoa, Chordata, Actinopteri, Cyprinodontiformes, Rivulidae. Gene Ontology annotation, biological process: negative regulation of transcription by RNA polymerase II; positive regulation of transcription by RNA polymerase II; cell differentiation. The transcript is spliced from 10 exons. The record is from RefSeq and is a predicted model, not a curated record. Bases 153 to 1463 code for a protein of 436 amino acids.